This is a messenger RNA of Panicum hallii, 1306 nucleotides long. RefSeq lists its product as uncharacterized. The record is from RefSeq and is a predicted model, not a curated record. NCBI's taxonomy places the organism in Eukaryota, Viridiplantae, Streptophyta, Magnoliopsida, Poales, Poaceae. The coding region runs from base 62 to 1174 and encodes 370 amino acids. The transcript has a single exon.
AACGUUACGCGGAGGCAGGGCGGCAGCCCCAUUCCACUCACUUCACCAAUCGUCACUUGAGAUGAGAAGCUCUGCAUCUAGCAUGGCCAUCGAUGGGACGGCGGCAAGGAAGCUCCUGCAUGGCGGCGCCAUCGCGCGAGGCGCCGCCGACCUGGGCGGCGUCAGCUUCGGCCUGUGGGAGCUGGUCACGGGCUUCUUCGCCGACAUCCUCGCCUACCUCUUCGCCGCUCUCGCGGGCGCGGCCCACCUGCUCGUCCUGCCGCUGGAGUUGCUCUGGCAGUGGCUUGUCGCCGCCGCCGCGGGCGCCAUCAGCUCAGGCAUCGACGGCCUGUGGCAGCACGUCACGGGCUUGUUCGCUGGGAUCUUCGGCGCCCUGGCGGGCGCGGCCCACCAGCUCGUCCUGCCGCUAGAGACGCUCUGGCGCUGGCUUGCCACCAUCGUCACCGACACCGCGGGCGUCAUCAGCGGAGGCCUCGACGGCCUGUGGCAGCACGUCACGGGCUUCUUCGCCGCACUGGCGGGCGCGGCCCACCAGUUCGUCCUGCCGCUAGAGACGCUCUGGCAGUGGCUUGCCACCUCCACCGCCGACGCCGCCGGCGCCAUAAGCUCCGGUCUCGACGGCCUGUGGCAGCUCGUCACGGGCGUCUUCCCCAAAAUCUCCGCCUACAUCUUCGCCGCUCUGGCUGGCGCGGCCCACGAGCUCCCGCAGAAGCUAGAGGAGCUCUGGCGGUGGCUCAAGGCCGCCGCCGCCGUCGCGCUCCCGUUCGCGCUCGGCGUCGCCGCGGUCCUCCUGCUCCUGGCGCUAAUCUGGUUCUGCGGGCCGACCCUGUGCCACGUCACCGUGGGGGUCUGCAGGGCGCUCGUGUCGGCGGUCUGCUACUUUGGACACGGCCUGUACUACGUCGCCGUCGCCGUUCUCCAGGUGCUCGCCGGGUUCCUGCCGCGCUGCGUCCUGUGCCUCAAGGACUGCGCCCUCUUCGUCACCAUGAAGGCCCCGGGGGCCGCCGACAUGCUGAUAUCCCGCGCGGCGUUCGAGGCGGCACCUGCGCUCUACUUCCAGAUCCUCCGCACCGCCGGCCCCGUCGUGGCCGCCGCCGUCUUCUGCGCGAAGACCGUCGCCGUGAUUGUAGCUCCGCCGGUCGCCGCCCUUUUCCGCGUCCCUGUCGGCGCGUAGUCUUGCAUGCAAAAGUGAGCUGUGGAAUCGAGGAUGUAUGAGCUCGUUUGACUUGUCCAAAUUUGGGUGUGCUGUUGCGUCUGUAACCAUUAUUAAGCACCUUUAAUAAAAUCCGAGCAUUUCUCCGUUGCA